This is a messenger RNA of Aplysia californica (California sea hare), 4567 nucleotides long. RefSeq lists its product as uncharacterized. Gene Ontology annotation, molecular function: zinc ion binding. The transcript has 9 exons. The record is from RefSeq and is a predicted model, not a curated record. Lineage: Eukaryota; Metazoa; Mollusca; Gastropoda; Aplysiida; Aplysiidae. The coding region runs from base 211 to 4206 and encodes 1331 amino acids.
UAGAGUUACCCCCUUUUAAACCAAUAGCAGAGACUCUAAUACUCUCUGCCAAUAGAGUCUAGUAAUAGUGUGUGUAGAUCUAGAUCUAGUAGUGUAGCCUACAUCUAUCUAUGAUCUAGAAUCUAGAUAUAUAUAGAUCUAGACUCUUGAUCUACCUGCUAGAUCAAGGACCUGGAUACUGUAUAAAGAAGAGUUGCAAUCAUCACCACUAUGGAAAUUGGGACAGAAUAUUCCUCUUGGCAGAGUUUCCUGUCUGCACUGGAGUAUUAUUCAAAAACCAACAAGGUUUUGUACAUUAUUGGCACCUGCAAAUCAGUUGAAUCUGCUAACAAAAAUGAUUCACUUGUGGCGAAAUUUCCAGUGAAGUUCAAAUACUGCUUUGCGCGAAUGGUGUGCAACCAUUUUGGGAGCUACAAAAGUCGCAGUUCAGGAGCACGACAAAAUCAGUCAACAUGUAAGACUGGCUGCAGGUCGUCUGUCCUGGUGUCUGUGAACAAGAGUCGAACAGCUCUGGUGGUGAAGGAGGCCAACCUCUGCCACACGCAUGGCACCCCGGAGACGGUCUUCAACAAGUCUGCCCAGAACCGUGGGCUGCAGGGGGAGGAGCGACGAAUGGCCAGUGUUUUGCUCAGAGCUGGAGUACCUUUAGUAAGAGUUCAAGAGUUUAUAGCGAAGGCAUGUGACAAAUAUCCUACAAACAAAGACCGGCAGAACACCACAAGCGGAGUGAAAAGUUCUCCCGAAAAUAUGAAGGCGCUUGAAUUUGAAUACCUGUCUGAUCUUGAUAAGAUUAUGUCUGAAGAUCCAGAGGCUGAAAUAGAAAUGGUUAACUUUGACUUGGUUCCUGGAGCCAUCUACAUUCAGACCAGUGUGAUGAGAAAGAGAAUGAAAGCACUUAAAGAUGGGCUGCUCCAGGUUGUCCCGUACUCAGUGAACAGUGAGGGAAUGUCUGUGUUAAGCAUUCUCGGCAUUGACUCGGAUUUUAACACACAUGUGCUCUCUUUUUGUUUGGUAGUAUCGGGGGCUGAGGCGUCCUUUCAGUAUUUCAUAGAGGCUUUUGUGAGGAAUAAUCCAGAGUUUUGCGAUACACUUUUGGGAAUUGUAGUGGAUUGCAGUAAAGAUAGCGUUGAUUUUGUUCAGCUUAUGGUUCCACAAACGAAUAUAGCGUGGAGCAGAUCACACAUUUUUGAGAAGUUCACAGAAGAAAUAAAAGUAUCUGGUAAGGAUUUUCACAAACAGUUUCAGCUAAGAAAAGAUUUGAUGAAUGCGCAAACUGAAGACGAAUAUGAUUCGAAACUGAAAGAGCUUUUGAAUUCUAACUCGACAUCCAUUUCCAAGGAGUUCCUUAGAACAUGGGACUCUCUUAAGGAGUUGUGGGUCCAGUAUGAAAUUUCAUCUGUCAGAGGACUGUCCUAUCAGAAGUGUGCUGUUGAAAUGGAUUAUACCAAUUCACUCAAAGACUACAUCAAGUCGAGCUCUACACUCUCUGAUGUGAUUAAAUCUUUAUUUCGUUUUGAGAAAAGUAGCGGAAAAGGGGAGAAGGAGAAGCUGUCUGUUAUCUUGAACUUAGAUCCGUGUUUUGAGGCUUAUCGUAGUCUCUGCUUCUCAGAGGCUGCCCGGGCUGUGUGCUCCCAAGUCACCAUUGCCCUGAACAGCUCUUACAACUUUAAGGUACAGACAGACAUGAUAUUUGUAAAGAGACGAGAUAAUGACGAUGAGUUUAUUCUCAAUACCGCCGGCAACAAAUGCACAUGUCAACACUUCAUGGAUUCUGAACUGCCCUGCCAACAUGUCUUUGCUUUCCUAAAACACUCUAACAAACCGUUGUAUGAUGAAGCUCUUAUACCUGAGAAGUGGCAAGUGUUUGGCAAGUCAUUGACCUUGGAUGCCCUGGCUGAAUCCCUUGCCCGAGGUCAUGUGCCGUCGUCAGCGCAGCACGACGAGCGUCUGCGAGAACUUCAGACUGUGGCCAGGGACAUCCUCAGUGAGUGCUCCUUGCAUUCGUAUGAGCAGAUGGGCAAGGAUUGGACUCUGCUCACCCAAGUGCUGGCUGUCUUGAAGGACAGACAGUCUCACGCGGCCAAACUUGUUCCUGGCGAUGCUUCAGUGGAUGAAAUAACACCCAGUGUUCAGUCUUCUGAGGUUGGAUCGUUGCCAGUGCGAAGGAGAGGACGGCCCAGGAAGGUGGAUAAGGUAGCUAGUAGGAGCCCGGCUAAGAGUGUUAGCGUUACGAGUACUACUGUCAGACAUAACUUGAGGACCAAUAUCAAACACAAGUUUGUGAAGCGUGAGCCCGUUUUUGAUGAGGCAGAGGUAUCAUCUGACGUUUCACAAGAGGUCGUAAACAGUACCAUAGAAGAUGCUGAGAACAACUGUCCUUCCAGCAAUAAAAUUAAUGAAACGAUAAGUUCACCGCAAAAUAAAUUGCCAUCAAUCGUUGGUCAGACUAUAUCAGUAACUGAGGAAGAGAUGCCUUUGCGAGAUAUGGAAGAUAAACAGAAUUCUUUAGACCCUUUGAAGCCUAUCCCUGACAAAGAUCUGGAACAUUCACAAAGAUCCCCCGAGCAUCAGGACCCCAAGCAAGGUGUACGGUGUGGCUACAGUACAGACACAUCUGCCACGGGUCAGCGACCGGCUGCUGUCAAACGUUCUCACUCUGAAGUGGACGAGAGCAGUUCGGAGAGUGCUAACUCUUCAGAUGACGGGGAUGAUGAAGACGAGGAUGAAGAAGUGAAUCUGGAAAAGCUUAAGGCGAAACGAGCAAUGAAGAGGAAAGAGAUAGAUCUGUUUCUCGAGGGGAUGUCGGAAGACGUCAUCAGUGAAGUACUUCAGGUUGCCUCCACAGCUGAUUCAGUGGAGGAGUCCUUGAAGGCUGUUGGUUCUUGUCAAGCGAAAAAGCCUGUUGAUGUUCUCAUUCACAGCUGUAAAGAUUCUGAGCUGAUGGAUUACGCUGCAGAAUGUCUCAAGAUUUCUCAUCCGGGCUUUGACCUUAAGUCUUACAAAGCUGCUGCCAGUGUGGUGUGCCGAGCCCACGGGAUAGGGACCCCAGUCCAGCAGGUCCUACAGUCUCUCAGUGCGUGGCCGGGACACCUGCCCCGCGUCCCCUCCUCUCGUCCCUUCGAGGAAGAGAUUGCUCUGAACACUGACCAGUGGUUGACUGUCUGUGGACACAAACUGGACAAAGGGGACCUUGCGACUCUGCAGUCAAGUCGGGAGCUCAGCUCCAAUGUGAUCCAUGCCUAUUUGGAGGUUCUGGCACAGAAACACAACGGCAAAAUGUUCAUCAUCCCCUUUGAUGUUAUCCAUUUGUGGCGACAGGGAUCGUACAGUGAUAAGAUAUUCAAGAAGGUUCAUUUCAAGACAUUUGAGUAUUUAGUCCUUCCUAUUCACUGCGGUGCUGAGUUCUCGGAAGCUGAGAGACAGGGUGUGAAACUGGAGAAACCCUAUUGGAUGGCACUUGUGGCUGAUGUACAGAAUAAGUCUGUGUGUGUGUUGAACCCAAGGACAGAGGAUAAAUAUAGCAUCGCUGCCAACGGCUAUAUGUUACAGUGGAGGAGAUACAUGCAGAUCCGCUCAGUGCACACUGGGGAAAUGCUCUCGAUGUGGAGAUCUCGAGUCCUAGACUGCAGCAAGCAGAUGGAAGAUCACACGUCAGGGUUGCUCAUGUUGAUGAACGUAGAGGCCCUUGUAUGUGGCGUCCACCCAGCGGUGAUGACCGAAGCCCACAUCCCCGGCUACCUCCACUACAUGGCAGUGACGCUCCGCGACAUGGACCGCGAGACCACCGUCCUGUGUGUGGGUGGGCCCGAGUGCCAGCAGCUGGCGGCCAGAGAUGCAGACUGGCUUCAGUGCGAGAACUGCCGCACCUGGUGGCACCGCGCCUGUGCCGGACACUCGGACAGCCAGAACGUCUUCUACUGCACCUCGUGCCAGCAGAGGAUUCGUCUGACGGGUCAGAGUGCGGAGACUAUGACGCUGGAGGAGAACUCCGAGUCUGUUCUGGAGGAUUCAGGGGCCGUGGUAGAAGAAGGUUCGAGCGACGAUAUGAAGAAGGAGCUGGUUGUUCAGGUGUUUGAAGAAGCAAAUGACAAUGUGCAUAAUGGUCAGGAAGGAGGAUACGAAGUGUCCAUGGAGAACGGUGACCGUGACGAGGAGGAGGAGGAGGAAGUGGUUGAUGACCAUGUGCCAGCAGUCAGCCAAGUGUAACAUUCAACUCACUAAAACUAAUUUUAAACCAUAUGUGUGGUAGAGCCUUUGGCGCGUAUCAUUUCCUCUUUUUUUUUCUUCUAACUUCUUCAUUAUUCUUUCCCCUGGGCCAGGGGCUCCACCAUAGGAUGAUAAACCAAAAAAAACUGUACAACUUUUUAAAAAAAUAUUUUCCUCCAAACUGAAUUUUUGCGCUUCAAAUUUGUACACAACAUUUGGAAGUCAAAAGGAAUUUGUCUGAUAUUCAUUUUAGAAAAAUCCACAGAAUAGUUUUGUUUUACACAGCGUGUAACAAAACAACCCAUUUUCAGCUAUGUCUCCGUUUUUGUAGCAUGGCGCACUAGUUCGCAUAAGGCCUACA